Messenger RNA from Equus caballus (horse), 957 nucleotides. The record is from RefSeq and is a predicted model, not a curated record. NCBI's taxonomy places the organism in Eukaryota, Metazoa, Chordata, Mammalia, Perissodactyla, Equidae.
AUGGCCUUUAUCGUGUUAAGGAGACAGAACCAGAGCAUGAUCAUGGAGUUUAUCCUCAAAGGCUUCUCAAACCUAAGAGGUCUGCAGAUGCUUCUCUUCUUUAUCUUCCUGGUCUACCUGACCACUCUGAUGGCCAAUGCUACAAUCAUGACUGUCAGUUGUCUGGCCCGGGCUUUGCACACCCCUAUGUACUUCUUUCUGUUUGUCCUCUCCUGCUCUGAAACCUGCUACACCUUGGCCAUUGUACCAAAAAUGCUGACCAAGCUGAUUUCUCCAAGUCCGACUAUUUCUUUCUCUGGAUGUGCUGCCCAGCUCUAUUGCUUUGUGCGCUUGGCUUGUACCAACUGUUUUCUAAUUGCUGUAAUGGGCUAUGACCGCUAUGUUGCCAUCUGCAACCCUCUCAACUACACACUCAUUGUCAGCAGAGCCACCUGCAUGCAGUUGGUUCUAGCCUCCAGCUUCUGUGGUUUCCUGAUCUCUGUGGUUGUCAAUGUCCUGGUGUUUAGUGUACCCUUCUGUGCCUCCAAUCAGAUCAACCACUUUUUCUGUGACAUUUUCCCUGUCAUAAAACUGGGCUGCACAGACAGUAACCUGAAAGAAAUGAUCAUCUUCCUCCUCAGCAUUCUGGUUUUGCUGGUUCCCUUAGUGUUGAUCUUCAUCUCCUACAUCUUCAUUGUUUUCACCAUCCUCAAGAUCUCCUCAGUGGAGGGACAGUGGAGGGCCUUCUCCACCUGUGCCUCCCACCUCACCGUGGUCAUUAUCCACUGUGGCUGUGCUUCCUUUAUCUACUUGAGGCCCACAUCCCUGUACUCCUCAGAUAAGGACCGGCUUGUGGCAGUCACCUAUACUGUGAUCACCCCACUACUCAACCCCCUUGUCUACACACUGAGAAAUAAAGAAGUGAAGGUGGCUCUGAGAAAGGUUCUCAGUAGAUACUCAUUUCCAAAAACUGUAUGA